UGUGUGUGUGUUUUGUUCAAAUAAUGAAUAUGUUUGUGUGUCUGCGCAGGUGACAACAGUGGACAGGUUCCAGGGUCAGCAGAAUGACUACAUCAUCCUCUCACUGGUCCGCACCAAAGCCGUGGGACACUUGAGGGAUGUGAGGCGUCUGGUGGUAGCCAUGUCAAGAGCCAGACUGGGCCUGUACAUUUUUGCCCGGGUGUCGCUGUUCCAAAACUGCUUUGAGCUGACUCCUGCCUUCAACCAGCUUACUGCCAGACCUCUGCAGCUGCACAUCAGACCGCAUGAAUACUACAGCCAGGAACAGCCUAGAGAUGCUUCUGGACAACCAGAUCAAGUCAUCAAGAACAUGCCGGAAAUGACCAACCUGGUGUACAACAUGUACAUGCACAUGAUCCAGACAUCCCAGAAGUACAGACAGCAGCAACAACAGAAACUGGCUCUUCCUCCUCAACAAACCAAAACAGACACUGUGGUCGAGAAAGUGCCAGCUAGCUCUGGGGAAGCGCAGGAAGAAACCCCCAUGGAGCAGGAAAACCCAGAAGGAGAGGCAAGCUUGGAACCAAACUCGGAGGACACCAGUGAGAAGAAGGAAAAUCAAGAUACAGUGGACCAUGCUAAGAUGCCAGAGCAUCCCGGCAGAGACAGCGACAGUGACAGUGACGGGGAGGACAGUGGAAAAGAGCAAGAGCAGUAGAGCGUCCACAUGUGGGACUACUGACUAAUUGAGGGGACCAAGUGGACUGUCCCUUAAGAAAACAUUAGUGGGGUGAUGAUUUCAUUUUCUACUGAAAGGAGAUCCCAGUGAUUAUGUUGCUUUCAAUUUUAUAGAACAUUUGUAACUAUCAGUACUUUCAUAUUAAAAAAUGGAAAUCCUU
Micropterus salmoides (largemouth bass) is the source of this 878-nucleotide messenger RNA. Its product is annotated as RNA helicase aquarius-like. The record is from RefSeq and is a predicted model, not a curated record. The coding region runs from base 161 to 697 and encodes 178 amino acids. Lineage: Eukaryota; Metazoa; Chordata; Actinopteri; Centrarchiformes; Centrarchidae. The transcript is spliced from 4 exons.